UCAACUUUGACCCGUGUAACGGCGCUGCUGCUGCUGCUGCUGCGGAUCCGCGGCUCCUCCCUCCUGCACGCCGAGAACUCGGACCUCCAUUCAAACACACAACCUGCAGAAAGGGAUGAAAGUCUGCUGGAGAGCGUAGAGCCGCUGAUCAGCGCCUGGAGACGGGGACAAGCAGGAGACCGAGCGCGGAGACCCGGGCUUCACUCUGCAGCCGCAUAGAGAGAGAGAGAGAGAGAGAGAGAGAGAGAGAGACUUAACACUUACAAGUGGUUGCUAGCAAAGCCGUGACACACACACACACACACACACACACACACACACACACACACACACACAGAGAGAGCACUGCAAACAUGGCGAGUGCUUCGUAUCACAUCUCUAAUCUGCUGGAGAAGAUGACUUCAAGCGACAAGGAUUUCAGGUUCAUGGCCACUAAUGACUUGAUGUCUGAGCUGCAGAAGGACUCUAUCAAGCUGGAUGAUGACAGUGAGCGGAAAGUGGUCAAGAUGAUCCUCAAACUCCUGGAAGAUAAAAACGGAGAAGUUCAGAACCUGGCAGUGAAAUGUUUGGGGCCACUCGUGAGCAAAGUGAAGGAGUACCAGGUUGAGACGAUUGUGGACACGUUGUGCACGAACAUGCUGUCAGAUAAAGAGCAGCUUCGAGACAUUUCCAGCAUUGGUCUGAAGACUGUGAUCGGGGAGCUCCCACCAGCAUCCAGCGGCUCUGCCCUUGCUGCCAGUGUUUGUAAAAAGAUAACAGGCCGUCUCACAAGUGCCAUUGCCAAGCAGGAGGAUGUGUCAGUGCAGCUCGAAGCCCUGGACAUCAUGGCUGACAUGCUCUGCAGACAAGGAGGCCUGUUAGUGAACUUCCACCCUUCUAUCCUGAGCUGCCUGCUGCCCCAGUUGACCAGCCCUCGGCUGGCUGUUAGGAAGAGGACCAUUAUAGCUCUGGGUCAUCUGGUCAUGAGCUGUGGGAACCUCGUCUUCGUUGACCUCAUUGAGCACUUACUGUCUGAGCUCUCGCGCAACGACUCCAUGUCCACCACUCGCACUUAUAUCCAGUGCAUCGCUGCCAUCAGCCGACAAGCUGGCCACAGAAUUGGAGAGUACUUGGAGAAGAUCAUUCCAUUAGUGGUGAAGUUCUGUAACAUUGAUGAUGAUGAACUGAGGGAAUACUGCAUACAAGCCUUUGAGUCCUUCGUCAGGAGGUGUCCAAAAGAGGUUUACCCCCAUGUCCCAACAAUCAUCAACAUCUGCCUCAAGUACUUAACCUAUGACCCCAACUACAACUACGAUGACGAGGACGAAGACGAGAAUGCAAUGGAUGCCGACGGUGUUGAUGAAGACUACCAAGGAAGCGAUGAUGAAUACAGCGAUGACGACGACAUGAGCUGGAAGGUGCGGCGAGCGGCAGCUAAAUGCCUGGAUGCCGUGGUGAGCACCCGGCACGAGAUGCUGCCCGAGUUCUACCGCACAGUCUCCCCGGCACUUAUCGCCCGCUUUAAGGAACGUGAGGAGAACGUAAAGGCUGACGUGUUCCACGCCUACCUGUCCCUGCUAAAACAGACACGGCCAGCUCAGAGCUGGCUGUGCGACCCUGACGCUAUGGAACAAGGCGAGACUCCACUCACAAUGCUGCAGAGCCAGGUGCCCAUGAUCGUGAAAGCCCUGCAUAAACAAAUGAAGGAGAAGAGUGUGAAGACCAGGCAGUGCUGCUUCAACAUGCUGACAGAGCUGGUAAAUGUGCUGCCUGGGGCUCUGACUCAGCACAUCCCAGUGCUCGUCCCAGGAAUCAUAUUCUCUCUAAAUGACAAAUCAAGCUCCUCCAAUCUAAAGAUUGAUGCCCUGUCCUGUUUAUAUGUGAUCCUGUGCAAUCACCAGCCUCAAGUCUUCCACCCCCAUGUUCAGGCCUUGGUGCCCCCUGUAGUGGCCUGUGUGGGCGAUCCCUUCUACAAGAUCACCUCAGAAGCCCUGCUGGUCACCCAACAGCUGGUGCGGGUGAUCCGGCCCCUCGACCAAUCGGAUGCCUUUGAUGCCUCGCCCUACAUUAGCGAUCUCUUUGCUUGCACCAUCAAGCGUCUCAAGGCAGCCGACAUCGAUCAGGAGGUCAAAGAGCGUGCCAUCUCUUGCAUGGGCCAGAUCAUCUGUAACCUUGGUGACAGUCUGGGUGCAGACCUCCCAGGCACGCUCUGCAUCUUUCUGGAGCGGCUGAGGAACGAGAUCACCAGACUGACUACGGUGAAAGCUCUGACACUGAUUGCUGGCUCACCACUCAAGAUCGACUUGCGUCCCAUCCUAGCCGAUGCAGUUCCGAUCCUGGCCUCGUUUCUGCGCAAGAACCAACGGGCGCUGAAGUUAAGCACUUUGGCAGCACUGGACAUACUGGUUAAGAACUACAGUGACAGCGUGACGCCAGCCAUGAUUGAUGCUGUGCUAGAUGAGCUCCCGCCUCUCAUUAGUGAGAGUGACAUGCAUGUCUCGCAGAUGGCCAUCAGCUUCCUGACCACACUGGCCCGUGUGCACCCAGAUUCUCUUGCCAAGAUCAGUGGCUCCAUCCUUUCAGAGCUCAUUGCGCUGGUGCGCUCACCACUGCUGCAGGGCGGCGCCCUUGGCGCUAUGCUAGAGUUUUUCCAGGCUCUAGUGGCCACUGGCACGGCCAGCCUGGGCUACAUGGACCUGCUGCGCAUGCUUACCAGCCCCGUGUAUGCACAGAGUGCCUCACUCACCCACAAGCAGUCGUACUACUCCAUCGCCAAGUGUGUGGCAGCCCUCACCCGUGCCUGCCCUAAAGAGGGCCCUGCUGUAGUCGGUCAGUUCAUCCAGGAUGUCAAGAACUCGCGCUCCACUGACUCCAUCCGCCUGCUGGCCCUGCUCUCCCUGGGUGAGGUGGGCCACCAUGUGGACCUGAGUGGCCAACCUGAACUCAAAACCGUCAUCCUGGAGGCCUUCUCCUCUGCCAGCGAAGAGGUGAAGUCAGCUGCCUCUUACGCACUGGGCAGCAUCAGUGUGGGCAACCUGCCUGAGUACUUGCCCUUCGUGCUGCAAGAGAUCUCAGGCCAACCCAAGCGCCAGUACCUGCUGCUGCACUCGCUCAAGGAGAUCAUCAGCUCAGCAUCAGUAGGCGGCCUCAAGCCGUACGUGGAGAGCGUGUGGGCUCUGUUGCUCAAACACUGCGAGUGUACAGAGGAGGGCACCCGCAACGUGGUGGCAGAAUGCCUGGGCAAGCUCACUCUUAUAGACCCUGAGACGCUACUGCCUAGGCUAAAGGGCUAUCUGUUAUCAGGAUCUUCUUACGCCAGAAGCUCGGUAGUUACUGCUGUAAAGUUUACAAUUUCAGACCAUCCACAGACAAUUGAUCCCCUACUGAAAAACUGCAUAGGUGAUUUCCUGAAAACAUUGGAAGACCCAGACCUUAACGUGCGACGAGUGGCCCUGGUGACAUUCAACUCUGCAGCCCACAAUAAGCCCUCACUUAUCCGAGACCUGUUGGACACUGUACUUCCUCACUUAUACAAUGAGACCAAAGUGCGCAAAGAGCUGAUUAGAGAGGUUGAAAUGGGUCCGUUCAAGCACACAGUGGAUGAUGGGCUGGACAUCCGGAAGGCUGCUUUUGAGUGUAUGUACACUCUUCUAGACAGCUGCCUCGAUAGACUUGACAUCUUUGAAUUUCUUAACCAUGUCGAAGAUGGACUCAAAGACCAUUAUGAUAUCAAGAUGCUGACAUUCCUGAUGCUGGCCCGACUCUCCACUCUGUGUCCUAGUGCUGUGCUGCAGAGGUUGGACAGACUGGUAGAGCCUCUCAGAGCCACAUGUACUACAAAGGUAAAGGCAAACUCUGUAAAGCAGGAGUUUGAAAAGCAGGAUGAGCUGAAACGAUCAGCCAUGCGGGCGGUGGCGGCUCUGCUCACCAUCCCCGAGGCGGAGAAAAGCCCCCUGAUGAGCGAGUUUCAGUCACAGAUCAGCUCCAAUCCUGAGCUCGCUGCCAUCUUCGACAGUAUCCAGAGGGACUCCUCAUCGGCCAACAUGGAGUCCAUGGACACCAGUUAAACCACAUCUGGCCCACUCACCACCGCCGCUCGCAAACAAAAAGCUGCAACAAUCCUGGGGGACCCUUUUAUCGUUCCAUGCAUUGCACUGAAUCAACAAUAAUAGGAGGAAAAAAAAAAAAUCGAAAAGCUUAAAAAAGAAGAAAUGGCUUAAAAUAAGAAAAAGCUCAAAAUUAUUAAAAAGGAAGACGUUCACUGUCUUAAGCUUCAAAGCUCAUCACCACAUUCAUCUUUUUGUCCCUUUUUUUCCCCCCCAAAAUAGAGAAAUUGUUCAUCAUUCUUUGUUUUUUCUCUCUUUGAUUGUUGCUGAGUUGAGGGACUUGGACAGACAUCAUAGAGACAGACUGUGUGAGCUUACUUAUGUUAUCGAUGGGGGAGAUUUGUUCUUUUCAUUCUUCACUGUAGACUCUUAUCGGAUUGACAAGGGUACAUGUUAGCGUUGAUCUAAGGACCAUCUUUCUUGUUUAUCAUUUUUCUUACCAGACCAGUUUUAAUGGGUGUUUUUGUACAACAUGAAUGUCAUCUCUUGUCUCAUCACUUUGUCUAAAUUUGCUGGUUGACAGGUCGGUGGGCUCCCAGAGAGAUGUACGUGUUAGAAAUAUUCUAUUAAAGAAAUGGUGGAGUGGUUGGAGGAUGGUGUUUGGCGAGUGAAUACUACUUUAUUCACCCCUUUUUCUUGACCCUAAACAUCAGUUUAACAUUCCCACCAUCUGCAGAUUUACAUGGUGUAAACAGCAUGUAUUAGACAUCCAGUGACCUAAAAUACACUCUGUGUGUGUGUGUGUGUGUAAGAUUUUCUGACAGUUUUGUUUGGCGGAAACAUACAGAAGUGAAAUCUGGAUCAACAUUGCUAUGAGAAAUAACUGCUCUGUAUGGACAUGAGUUUCACACACGUGAAUAAAAAUAUUAGUGGAGA
Molecule: messenger RNA, 4961 nt
Organism: Pangasianodon hypophthalmus (striped catfish)
Lineage: Eukaryota; Metazoa; Chordata; Actinopteri; Siluriformes; Pangasiidae
Gene: cand1
Product: cullin-associated and neddylation-dissociated 1
Exons: 15
Coding region: 354-4046 (1230 amino acids)
Biological process (GO): SCF complex assembly; protein ubiquitination
Cellular component (GO): nucleus
Source: RefSeq, a predicted model, not a curated record